Molecule: messenger RNA, 1536 nt
Organism: Miscanthus lutarioriparius
Lineage: Eukaryota; Viridiplantae; Streptophyta; Magnoliopsida; Poales; Poaceae
Source: the annotation of a GenBank genome assembly
AUGGCCGCCUCGCCGGAGGUUUCCUUGGCUGACCUUGACGAGCCCUUCUCCCCUUCCAUCUUCCUCGACCUGACCGCGACGCCCCGCCCCGACUGCAAUGACGAGGGCAAGGACCCGGCCUCCGACGACCUCGGCCUCCCCUUUAUCGAGCGCAUACUCAUGGAGGAGGGGAUCGACGACGAGUUCUUCUACCAGUACCCGGACCACCCCGCGCUCCAGCAAGCCCAGGAAUCGUACAGGCGGCCCCACCGUGUCGGUGUCCUCCAAGUGAAGGAAGAGGCAAGUGCCAAUUGCAGAGGCAGCAAGAACCGGCACAACCGGGACGAUGUCCUAGAGGCCAAUUUGUGCAGGGAGAGCAAGAUGAUGGCACCGGAGCCGGAGGAAUCUGGUGAGGUGAUUGACGAAAUGAUUGCCAAUGGAUUCCAAUUGUUCUUCAGAGAGAUGGAGGGCCUCCGCAUCAGUAUGGGCAAUGAGGCUGGGAAGAAGAAGAGCAGGAAAGGGAGUGCGCGGAGUGCCAACGGAGCGGUGGACUUGUGCACCUUGCUCAUACAUUGUGCACAGGCUGUGGCAACGGACGACCGCUGGAGCGCAGCCGAACUGCUUUGGAAGAUCAAGCAGCACUCUUCUCCACGGGGAGACGCCACACAAAGGCUGGCGCAUUAUUUCGCGGAGGGAUUGGAGGCGCGGCUGGCUGGUUCAGGAAGCAAACUGUACAAUUCGCUCAUGGCAAGGCGCACCUCAGCCGUGGACUUCCUCAAAACCUACCGGCUGUAUGCAGCAGCCUGCUGCUUCAGAGUUAUGGGUUUCAAGUUCGCCAACAUGACCAUUUGCAAGGCUAUUGCAGGGAGGAAGAAGGUACACAUUGUGGAUUACGGCAUACAUUACGGGUCCCAGUGGCCUGGUUUGCUGAAACUUUUAUCUAUAUGGCCGGGUGGGCCACCGGAAGUGAGGAUCACUGGCAUUGAUCUUCCCCAGCCUGGGUUCCGCCCAGCUGCUCGGGUCCAGGAGACAGGGUGGCGGCUUAGCAGUUAUGCUCAUCAGUUCGGCGUGCCAUUCAAGUUCCGUGGGGUCGUGGCAUUGCAGCUAAGUGGGAGACGGUUGGGGUUGAUGAUUUGGACAUCGACCCUGAUGAGCUCACCGUAUUUUGUACCGCGGUUCCGGGAGGCGCUGUUCCACUACUCUGCAAUGUUUGACAUGAUGGAUGUCACGACCCCACGGGAUAGUGAUCUACGUGUUCUGGUUGAGCGUGAUCUCUUUGGUCAGUGUGCCCAGAAUGUCAUCGCUUGUGAAGGCUUGGACAGGCUCGAGCGCCCUGAGACAUAUAAGAAGUGGCAGUUGCGGAACCACCGGGCAGGGCUGAGACAGCUGUCAUUGGAUCCCGAUAUUGUCAAGGCCGUGCAGGAGAGUGUCAGGGACAAAUUUCAUGAGGACUUUGUCACUGAUGUGGAUCUUCAGUGGCUCCUGGGAGGGUGGAAGGGACGCAUACUCUAUGCAAUGUCGACAUGGGCUGCAGCUGAUGCUAUCUCGGAUUCUUAG